This is a messenger RNA of Apiotrichum porosum, 3030 nucleotides long. RefSeq lists its product as uncharacterized. Lineage: Eukaryota; Fungi; Basidiomycota; Tremellomycetes; Trichosporonales; Trichosporonaceae. The coding region runs from base 1 to 3030 and encodes 1009 amino acids. The transcript has 5 exons. The record is from RefSeq and is a predicted model, not a curated record.
AUGUCAUCCAGUAUUAUCUACACCCUACCACCUAUCGCUACCAACGGUGAACCAGAGUCGUUGCGCGAUCAGGUUGAGCACGGCCUCCUGGGCACUAGCACCCCAACCGUUCCCGGUGACACGCCCGAGGACAGCCAGUGGGCUUACAAACGCUCGGUCCCUACUGUGGUGCUCUACGAUGAAGCUGGCCUUCGGCUGUACGACCGCAUCACCUCGAACGCUCCCGAGUACUACCUAUUCGAGGACGAGCUUAAUCUGAUCAAGACACAUGGCCACGAGAUUGCCCGUGCGAUGGGGUUCCCUGGCCCCAGUGGCGCCGCAGCUCUCCGCACUAACGAUUCGCCCAAGAACCAUGACGCGCCAUACUACCCCCCUGUCAAGCCUUGGAAGCCAGCGCGCUGGGGCGACGCCGAUGUGGGCAAGUGGAACGAGGGGGUGAACGGCGAGGAGGGCCUUGGUUCGGGGAGGCAGACGACGGGCUGGGACAUUGUCGAGCUAGGCGCUGGUGCCCUCCGCAAGACGGCUCAUCUUCUUUCUGCACUUGCAGACACAAUCCCUGGCAAAGCAUCCGACUCCAGCACCGCCCCGAUCACCUACCACGCGUUGGACCUCAGCAGGCCUGAGCUCGACCGUGUUCUCGGCCAGAUGGACGAGACUUAUGGUGACAACCUCGCUGGCCGCGUCGCAUGUGUUGGUCUGCAUGGAGACUAUACAGCAGGUCUCGAGCUGGUCCGUAACGGUGGCCUCUCGAAUCUCGAGGACGGCAUGUCCUCGAUGCCCUCUACGCCGACGAGUACCCAUCUCAGUGGCCUCGACUCCUUGUCCCUCGAGACCCCCGAUUCGCCCGACUCGACUCACCUUGCCACACCCGCCCUCACACUCGCCGAGCUUGCUGGUGACCAGACCCAAGUCGUUGAUGGCGACGUACCGGAGCUUGGCACCUCUCUGGGCGGAUCCAAGUGGAGUCCCAAGGUAACACCCAUCGUGCCAUCCAAGGCUGUCAGCGAGGACACCACGAUGCCCUCUCGCCCGCUUCAUUUCAUGUUCCUUGGCUCCUCGCUCGGCAACUUUGAGCGCGCCCAGGCCGCCCCGUUCCUUCGCUCGCUCCCACUCCGCCAGGGUGACACCAUUCUUCUUGGCCUCGAUGGUCGCCCAGCCCCUGGGCCCGAGGGCAAGCUCAAGGUUGAGGUGGCUUACAACGACCCGGCAGGCCACACGCGCGCGUUCGAAGAGCACGGCUGGGACGUCGCUCGCACUGAGCUUAGGCUCGCUCCCGAUGAUGGCGUCGAGUUUAUUGGCCGCUACAACGAAGUCCUUGGCCGCCACGAAAGCUACUUCCGUGCGAAACGGGCGCAGACGAUCCACCUGCCCAACAGUGGCACUGACGUCACGCUCGAGAAGGAUGAGCUCCUUAACAUUGAGUGGAGCUACAAGUACUCUGUCGGUGAGGCCCUCGAGAUGUUCGAUGAGGCCGAUCUCUCCGUCAUUGAUUCGUGGAAGGCGCCCAACUCCGAGUACCGCCUUUGGCUCCUCGAGCGCCCCGAUGUUCGCUUCAGCAAGGGUGCGCCCGAGGACACCACUGUCGCUACUCGCUGGCCGUCGGCUGUACCGACGUGGGACGAGUGGCAGGGCAUGUGGAAGCUCUGGGACCACAUUACCCUCGAGAUGAUCCCCACUGAGAUGCUUCACCAGAAGCCCAUCGACCUGCGCCAUAUUUGUCUGUUUUACCUCGGCCACAUCCCGACUUUCCUCGACAUCUUCCUCUCGCGCAUCACGGACGGCACCCACACCGAGCCGGUGUACUUCAAGGACAUUUUCGAGCGUGGUAUUGACCCGGACGUCGAUGACCCGAACAAGAUCCACGCCCACUCCGAGGUUCCCUCGUGCGAGGAGGACUGGCCCAUCCUCUCCCAGAUCCUGACCUUCCGCGACGCCGUGCGCGCCCGCGUCCGCCGCAUGUACGACGACAUCGACGCCGGCAAGCCCGUUGGCCGUCGCACUGCCCGUGGUCUGUUCAUGGCGUUCGAGCACGAGGCCAUGCAUGCCGAGACCCUGCUCUACAUGCUCAUCCAGUCGCCGCUGACAGUCGCCCCGACCGAGAUGCCUCAGUGGGACGUCUUGGCGAGCCACUGGGCGGACGCCUCCAAGCGUGCUGCCACACAGGGCAACGCCGGCAUCCUCAAGGUCCCGGUCACGACGGUAUUCCUCGGCCACGACGACCUCGAGGCAGAUGACAAGGGCAUUGUCGCAGACCACGAGUUUGGCUGGGACAACGAGCACGGCCGCCACGCUGUCAAGGUCGAGGCUUUCAACGCCGAAGCGCUCCCCGUCACCAACGCCGAAUACUAUGCCUUCCUCGCGACUACCAAUGCCCUCAAUGGGCUCACGGCCGCGGCUGCUCCUGCGUCCUGGGUCCUCGGUAAGGACGGCAAGUGGGCCGUGCGCAGCCUGUACGGUCCCGUCCCCUUCUCCGUUGCCGGCUCGUGGCCGCUCAUGGCCUCGCGUGACGAACUCGUUGCAUAUGCCACUUUCCGCGGCGGCCGUCUCCCGACCGAGCCCGAGCUCCGUGCGCUCUGGGUUCACCCGGCCGGUCCCCGCCCCGCCGGCCUCACCUCCAACACUGCCUUCAAGCACUGGCACCCCGUCCCGCCCAUGCCGACGCACACGGACAACGCCGGCAUCGUCGUCCACGGCCACAACGGCGGCGUGUGGGAGUGGACGUCGACCAAGUUUGCGCCCUUUGACGGCUUCAUCCCGUCCGAGCUGUACCCGGGCUACAGCGCCGACUUUUACGACGGAAAGCACUUUGUCGUCCUGGGUGGAUCGUACGCGACCGUCCCGCAGAUUGCGCGUCGCGAGUCGUUCCGUAACUGGUACCAGGGCAACUACCGUUUCGCCUGUACAAGAGUUUCAGAAGACUUCACCCUUCAUCCGUUAGAGCGGAAGGGUGCAAAGGAAGAAGGCAGUGGCGAGGAGGAAAGGAAAGGAAAGGAAAGCAAGCGGAGGCACGCAUUUGGCGCUAUCUUGUAG